ACAGAGCCCUCUGAACAGAUUUCCAGGGACCACGAACACUCCUUCAGUAGUCUUUUUCUUGGGCUUUCUUCAAUGUCUGCGAUGAAAUCCCAAGAAGCCUCGUCUUCGGCUUCUCCAUGUAGUUAUCAUGUGUUCUUGAGCUUCAGGGGCGAGGACACUCGCAAGACUUUCACCGAUCACCUCCACACAGCUUUGGGCCAAGAGGGAUUUCACACGUUCAGAGAUGAUGAUGGCAUAGAAAAAGGAGAAGAUAUCAAGUCUGAACUUGACAGAGCGAUUCGAGAGUCAAGGAUUUCCAUAAUCAUUUUCUCCAAGAACUAUGCCACGUCAACUUGGUGCCUUGAAGAGCUUGUGAUGAUCCUCAAGCGUAGGGCUUCUGGACACAUAGUUCUACCUGUCUUCUAUGAUGUGAAUCCAUCUGAAGUGAUGAAGCAAAUUGGCAGUUUCAAAGAAGCAUUUGUGAGGUAUGAAGAGAGGCUCAAAUCAGAAACGUGUGAACUGACGAAAGAGAAAUUGAAGGAUAAGGUAGGAACAUGGAGGGCUGCGCUUAGAGAAGUUGCAGAUGUGGCCGGGAUGAAUUUACAAAAUCAAGUUGAUGGACACGAAGCAAAGUUUAUCAAGAAAAUUAUAGAAGUGGUUCGAGAUAAGCUAAGUCGCACAACCUUGAAUAUCGCACCUAACUUGGUUGGAAUUCAUUCAAGGGUCAAAGACAUUCAACUUUGGUUAGAAGAUGGGCCAAGUAAUGUUGACAUAGUUGCAAUUUGUGGAAUGGGUGGAAUAGGCAAGACAACCACAGCAACAUAUCUAUAUAAUUUGAACUUCUCAAGAUUUGAAUGUUGCAGUUUUAUUGCAGAUGUAAGAGAAAUUUCAACACAACAAAGUGGUUUACUUCGUUUACAAAAACAGUUUCUUACAGACAUUUUGAAGACGAGGAAAGUAAAACUAGACAGUAUUGCUCAAGGAACUGCUUUGAUUAAAGAUGCCAUAUGUCGCAAAAAAGUUUUUGUAGUUCUUGAUGAUGUGGAUAAACGUGACCAAUUAGAGGCACUACUUGGAAUUGGAGGUUGGCUUUUUCCUGGGAGUAAAAUCAUCAUAACCACAAGGUAUGAGCGGUUGCUAGGCGCUUCUAAAUUCUAUAAGGUGCAUAGGCUUGAAAGUCUGAGUGCCGAGGAAUCCUUGGAGCUCUUUAGCUGGCAUGCAUUUGGAAAAUAUUGUUGUCCCAACAAUGGGUAUGGAGAGGUCUCAAAAAGGGUGGUGAGCUAUUGUGGAGGGAUUCCAUUAGCAAUUAAAGUUCUAGGCUCUUCUCUAUCAGGGAAUUGCUUAAAUGUAUGGAAAAGUCAGUUGGAAAAAUUGAAAGCGAUUCCCAACAGUCAAAUCCUUGAAAAACUCCGAAUAAGCUAUGACUCUUUACAAGAUGACCACGACAAACAUCUAUUCCUCAAUAUUGCAUGUUUUUUUGUUGGAAGUGAUAAGGAAUCCACAGUUACAAUCUUAGACGGAUGUGAAUUUUACACAGUGGUUGGGAUUCAAAAUCUCGUGGAUAGAUGUUUGAUAUCAAUUGAUAAAAGUAAUACACUGGUAAUGCAUCAUUUGCUUCAAGAAAUGGGAAGAGAAAUUGUUCGCCAACAAUCACCAAAAGAGCCAGGAAAACGUAGCAUCCUCUGGAAUCAUCAGGAUGCAUUUAAUGUUUUGAGAGAAAACACUGUAAGAAUUAUACUUUGCUCUUUAUGUAUUGUUGUAUGAAAAUAUGUGUAGGGAUGCCAUUAACUAAUUAUUAUUUUUGCCGCACAUGCUUCCCUUCUUUUUUUUUUCAAUCUUAUGUUAGGGCACAAGAGAAAUAGAA
Messenger RNA from Rhododendron vialii, 1843 nucleotides. RefSeq names its product disease resistance protein RUN1-like. The record is from RefSeq and is a predicted model, not a curated record. The coding region runs from base 73 to 1743 and encodes 556 amino acids. The transcript is spliced from 2 exons. NCBI's taxonomy places the organism in Eukaryota, Viridiplantae, Streptophyta, Magnoliopsida, Ericales, Ericaceae. Gene Ontology annotation, biological process: signal transduction; defense response. Gene Ontology annotation, molecular function: ADP binding.